AUAUAUAUAUAUAUAUAGAUAGAUAGAUAGAUAGAUAGAUAGAUAGAUAGAUAGAUAGAUAGAUAGAUAGAUAGGCUGACUUGUGCAGUAUCGUGAAAUCGUAUCGGAAGACAUGUACUGCAAAUCAUAUCAUAUAGUGAGGUACCCUGAAUCUCCGGCCCUAGUGCUAGAGACAUUUUGCGGUCAGCAAGAUGUCCAAAUGUCAGAAAAUAACACUCUAAAUCCUGCCGUCUGAAGCUGCUUUCUGCUGCGGCUGACUUCUGUGUGCUGAUACAGGCGCACCUGCCCCCCGAGUAUGACUUACAAAGCAUUCACUGAUACUAGAGACGGCUGCAAAUGAAUUGAUUAAACGAUUGUUUCACACCUUUAACAAACUGAGUCUCUUUGUGAAUCCUGAGUUAACUCACUCGGAGUAGCGAAACUAUUCUGUCAACGCUGAGUCUCUUGGCCUAGCAACAAAACGUCACCAUCAGUGAUGUUGCAUAGAAAAAUAGCUCAAACACCCCCUUAGCUGGAAGUUCUCCUCAAAUCUCACAAAGAAAAGAUGCUGGAAACUCAACAGAUUCAACUUUUAUCUGCUGCAUUAACAUGCUAAAGUUGUGGAUAGAAUAAAACACUCCUGGAGGAAACAGACUCUAACCGUCAGACUUGUUUAGUUCACUUGUUCUGUUACCAUGGCGAUAGCGAUUCACCACUUCAGUUCUCGGAACAAAGAAAAAAGUCAAGGUCAUCUUUAUCAAGAGUUUCCACACAAGCAGCUUUGUGGCAUGCAGCGUCAGACAUCUUUACUAUCAGCAGGUUCUGGCGUUUUACGGGAAAGCCAAAGUUCCCUACAUCAGAGCAUGACAUCACGAUGAGAUGAUUGGCUGCCUCUCUUUACCUGUCGGUGGUUUAAAUGUUGUGGCUGAUCCAUUUUUACGUUUCCAGCAGUCGUGAUCAGAUCUGACCUCAUGAAACAGAUCUGAAGAGUUGAUGGUAACAGUUUCUGUACUUUAUGAACACUACCUUUUAUUGCACACACACACACACACACACACACAGGAUUGCUGACUCACCUGACCUGUCAUUGAAAUGUAAUUGGAAGAUGAAUAUCAGACUGAACUUGAUGCUUCAGAGAAAUCGUCACUGGACCUGUUACACCUGUUAGAGAAGAACUGACUUUUAUUAGGUUUGAGAAUAGUCCAGAUGUUUACCAGAACUUGUCAGGAAUCAGGAAGAAACAUCCAGAUCUGCUGUGUCCCAGAAAUCUGAUUCAGAUAUUUGGUUAAAUAUGAGACAAACGUCACGGGUCUCCCUCUGGAUGCUUCUGUACGUUAGAGGGUUUGUUGGGUAAAGACUGGGAAACAUCUGUCAGAGUUAAUAAUGUCGAAUGAACGGUUAUGUUGUGGUUUAUUGUGGUUAAAAUCGCAAACAGCUCUAAUUUGUUUUAGAUUAUCAGCCUAGUAAGUAUGAUGUAUGAUUUUGUGUGUGUGUGUGUGUGUGUGUGUGUGUGUGUGUGUGUGUGUGUGUGUGUGUGUGUGUGUGUGUGUGUGUGUGUGUGUGUGUGAUGUCUGCUGGCCUGACAGGGUUCAGUUAUGAUGUUUUAGGGUGUAAUUUUGCACAUUAUUCUCCUCUGAUGACAUGUAUGAAGGAUGAAGUGACUGUAACAAAAUGAUGUAAAUAAAGAUCCGAUUUUGUAAAACAGCGUUGGUCUUUUACUUCUCUGCUGUAGUUGUGUGUCGCAGCCACCAGGUGGCACUGUUUGCUUGCAGUCCUCUGGAUGUCCUCACACAGAGUCAGGGCUACCGUAGACCUCUGGAACAUCUGGCUGUUUGCCUCGGCGGGUUGGUGACUGGCUGAUGACUCACUGGAGAGCAGCAUCAGCACCGAUGGAGAAACGAGAAGCAUCUUCCUUCCAGUAUGGCUCACUGGAGCACACCGCAUGGAGCAGCGGCGCAAAGAAGCCAGAAGAUGAUGUUGUGUCCAUGGCUGACUCCACCAUCACUGUGGACGACAUUGAGGGGGAGCUCUUCAAGAUUGAGAGGAUCAGGGACAUCCUGGUCAGGAGGGAAUCAGAGCUCAGAUACAUGAUGGACGACAUUCAGUUGUGUAAAGAGAUCACUCGUCUGAAGAAGGAGCUCCAGAAAUUAGUGUCCAUUCCAGAGAAUGACAAGUCCAACGAGGACCAGCAGAAAGAAGAAGAACUUCUGCAGCAGAUCCACAAACUGGUGGAGACUAGAGAUUUCCUGGUGGAUGAUGUUGAGUUUGAAAGACUCAGGGAGAAAGAAGAAGAUAAAGAAAUGGCAGAUUUUCUCAAGUCCAGAAUGCCAAGAAAUAUGAAGAAGACAGGUGUGUCAACAAAAAGAGGCCCAAUCAGAACUCAGCAGAACCCCUCCCCGUUUGCUAAAACUGGUCUGACCCUGCUGAAGGAGUGCUGUGGCUUCACGUGCUCCAUCAUGUAGGCAAGAGAAGAGCCCGACGAAGGGCCGACCCAGACUCAAAAACCAAAAUGAUCAUUCUACAGCAGCGUGCAUUUCCGGUUCCAACCAUUCCCUCUGAGACGGAUUCACUGGAGACGCAGCUCUGCAGCCUGCUGAAAACGCUGCGCAAAUGUAAAAUUCUGUUUAUUUUGUCUCUGCUUUUCACUCCAGCUAGGUCACUAUUUCUCUUUACGAGUAAAUGUUUGAAAGAGUCAUUAUGCACAUCACAGCUCGACCCUGAAUCACAUAUCUUGGGAUUUUUUUGGAGCCAUAAUAAUUGCCAUCCUUGUGUAGGCACAGCUGUUUUGCAGUGAACAUGCCAGUCUGUGCAUGGGUGGAACUUUAUAAUUAGCCCACUGAAGACAACGCUGACAUUAAUCAGGAAUCGUGUUAAUGCGAGGCUGAGUGGGAUUUGGCUCCAGAUCUAAAUUGGUUUGACCUUUUGAGAAGUUGUGAACUGAGGAAGAAACUCUGGUGUUUUAGUGUUUCAGGAUGGGACUCCUUUUCACUGGUUCCUGUACUUUUCUCUGAAUGGUGGCUCAAACACCCACAUGCAUUGCUCUUUAGGUAACAGUUGGUGUUUUGUUUCUAUUUUUGUUGUUAUCAGAACAGAUUAUCACCGUUCACAGAUGUAGUCGAAGUCAGCCCAUUGACCUUAAUUCUGCAUUAUUUGUUUGAAUAAACAGGAUGUUUCAACACUCGAACAGCUCUAGAAAAGCAUCAUCCCUCACUUAAAUGCCCACACAUGAAAGUGCUUUCUGCUUUUUGUCAAAGCUCUUUAGCUCAUUUCCAGUAAUUUCCAGCAUCUACAGAGCUAUAAAAAUGUUUUUACCUCCCACAGAUUCCUGGUGUUUUCGCUUCUGCAUCACAAAAAUGCUUAAAGGGCUCUUCAAGCCUGCCUCAGAGUCCUGUUCCAACCACACAUCAAUUUUGAAAAUGCAACAUAAGUAGGCGUUGCCUGGCGGACCGAGAGGGCGGAGCCGCAGCAGUGACGAAGAUGGAUGGGUAACGAGGAGAAGCUAGCUUUUUUCACUCUGAGCAGUCAUUAGAAGUGGAGGACGUUUCUCCCCCUCCUCACCCAGACAGUCGAGAAGAAAGGGACCAAGUCUAUUUGGAGGAGACAAGCGGACCUGAGCCUUAUUGUUUUGAGCUUGUGAGUUGACUGAAACCACCGGAGCCGACCCAACAGAUUAUUACAAAUACAGCAAUAAUAGCUGCAAACUUACUGAUAGGGAACGAUCUUUAGAAGCUGUUGAAAGUAAUUAUUUAGCUUACUCACCUCAGAUUGUGCCCAAAAUCUCCGUUUUAGGGAAGCGGCAGUCGGCGGGAUCCGGCUAAUUACUGGAACGGCUUGGACUAAUUUGUGAAACGCUCUUCAACCCAGCAUAACCCGGUUCAAACUCCAUCAAGUUGGUGAAAGAGUCAUAUGUAAAAAAUACUAAACUACAAAAUCUAACAGCCAAGCUACUAGUACUCAAUAAUCAUAAUUCUAGAAGCUUUUGCUGGGACCCUGACUCAAUGCUAAUGCUAACUACAGCUAAACUGCAGCAUAAACAGUCACUUGCGGCUAAUCCGAGCCCAUUGCUACGAGCCUGGCUGAGACGCGAUGCUUUUAUAGCCUACAGCCACAGAGGUCUGACUCCUUACAUCGGACUUGGUUACAUUUCUUGGGGAAGUUUCACCCAUUGGUCGAGACAGAUUUCAAACUGCUGUUGUAAAUUUGUGUAGAAUAAUUUUGAGCUGAAGAGGGCGCUGGACUGAAGGGUUUAGGCAGCAUUUUAAGUUUUUAAAGAAAAUGCACCAAAAUACAAAAAUAACAACUACACAUAUCUACAACACUAUAACACACUUAUUUAUACAAAUUAUCAGCAAAAAAAAAGUUGAUUUUGAUGUGACUUGCUCUUUAAAUGUGUCAAAUCAGCAAAUUUGAAUUUUAAGCUGAAAAGAGUUCAUAAACUCGGUACAAAGGGACGUCGUUGGCACUGAGGGUGUAGUUGCAUCUUUUAAAGAGAGAACCGAAUUAAUGGUACUAAAUAGUUUACAUUGAUCACCAAGAUGUGUUGUGAUUAAAUUACUAAAGAAGUUAUUUCUGGCUGUUCUCACCGCUUUCUGAUACAAAAAUAGAGAAUCUUUCAGAAUUUGUAAGGAAAUUUCUAAAUUGUCCUUUUUCCAUUUGCGUUCAUGAGAUCUACACCGGCGUCGAAGAGCUAUUAGCUAUUCACUAAGUCAGUGUUGGUGUUUCAUUUUGGUUUGGAUCUAUGUUUGAUAUGGAGGUGCAGAUGAAUGCAGCAGCUUUCUAUUUAGUUUGGCCACCAGAAAUUUUGAUAUUCGGCCUCAGCAUCUAUCAGGGAGUUCUCGUCUCUUCCUGCUACUGCCAUGGAGAUCCUCACUAAAAUUAGAUGAGUGCUAAUGAAAAUGAACUUAAUCAGAACCAAGAAACGUUCAUGGUGCAAGAUGCACAUAACAUUUAGAAAACUAGAAAAAGUUCUUCACUUAUAUUUUAAUAUACAGUGAUCCCUCGUUUAUCGCGGUAGAUCCGUUCCAGACCUGGCCGCGAUAGGUGAAAAUCCGCGAAGUAGGGACACCAUAUUUACAGUACAGUACUAUAUUGAAUUAUCGUAUGAUCACAUUCUCUUUUUGUGGGUAAAACUCAAGAAAUUUUUUUUACUUGUUUUUUUUUUAUAGUUUUAUUACAAAAAGUGCAUUUUAUGAUGAAAUUGAUGAAAGAAACAGGUAUUUGUUGAUAUUUUGCAUAGAAAAAUACCGCGAAUCUGUGAAAAAUACCGCAAAUCUGCGAAUUUCCCUUGAAUAAGGCUCCAAAGCAAAAAUCCGCGAAGUCAUGAAUCCGCGAUAAACGAACCGUGAAGUAGCGAGGGAUCACUGUAUUUGCAGUUGUCUAUAGUAGGAAUGAAUGCCUCUUAAGUUGAACUCUGGGGGAAAAAAAGCUCUGGUGCACCUGUUUCAGCACAGAGAAUUCAGCUUGAGGAGAAAGUAGCUUCAGACGGCAGGAUUUGGAUUCCCAUCUGGGCCAGCAUGGACUGGGCUGGGUGGUGUCCGUCAGGGUCCUGCACCGGUUUGUUCACACACACACUUCUCAGGAACGGGAAAUCUCCGAGCAUGCGGGCGGGACAAAAGACACGCAGAAAAGUCUUUGGUGUCCAUGGUGGUGUAUCCCUUAAAUGACGGCUGUGCAACUCAAGACAGAGCAGUGCUGUCUCUUUGUGUGUGUGUGUGUGUGUGUGUGUGCGUGCGUGCGUGCAUGCGUGCGUGCAUGUGUGUGUGUUCCUAAGCAAUGAGGAGAGACAGUGAGCUGCAGCAGCUUCAGUCAGAGGCGACGUUUACUUCUGAGUAUGCAGAAUGAUAACGAAUGGCGUACGCGCAAAGCUCCCGUUGGUUGAUUGUAUCCACCAAUCGGAAGCUUCCCCUAAUGGAAGGUGUGUAUUUGAGCUGGCCAGUCAGGUGGCAGUGGGUGUGUUGGACCAGUUUGGCGGCCUUGGUAUGCGGGCCGAACAACCAACUGGUUGAUCACUGAAAAAUACAAGGCCACCUAGAACACUUUAAAAGCCACCCAAUCCGGUCUGUGUUGGCUCCGGCUCCUGAUAUUUGGGCAUCUCUCCUCUGAUUGGCUAACAGCAAUGAGAUUCUACCACUGACUGUUUGCUCUGCAAUGUUGAAACCUGAAGGAGCUUCUGGUGGAGUAAGUUGCCAACGCUAACAGUUAGCUUCCACUAGCCUACACCUUCUCUGCUGUUUCCUGGACGCUAAACCAACAACAGCCUUCCCCGUUGUGAGUCAAAAUGGGUGAGUCCAUGAAUGUUGAGUGACAGUGUGAUGUAGAUCUGUCAGCCUUUUAAAAUCCUUAGUUUAAAGCUAAAGUCCCCUUAGUUGUCACACACUGAUGUGUGUGCAAAAUUUGUUCCCCACUCCCCUGGGGAAGCAGGGAGCUGCAGACACAGGAAGCAUUUGGUGGUUUAACCUCCCAAAUCCAACCCCUAAGUGCUGAGUGUCAAGCAGGGGGGCAUUGGGUCCCUGUUUUUUCAAAGUCUUUGGUAUGACCCGACUAGGAUUUGAACCCUCAUCACCCAGUCUGAGGGCGGACACUGAGCACCAUCUAUUUUCUAGAAAAGUAGAAAAUAGAGGAAGGUACUGCAGGAGACGGGUGUAGGAGACUAUUUUUAUGUUUAGCCUGCAUGACAAAGUCAAAGUGAGGGAUCAUUUUGAAAACUAUUAAGUAAAAAGGUUUCUCAGUGAAGGACCUCUUUAAAUGAUCCAUUCAGACAUUGAAGCACCUUUAGAUAGUUUAUUCUGGGCAAGCUGAAGCCUGUUUCUGACCAGAUGUAGUUGGACUUUGACCAAAUUAUUCACUCUCCAGUUUUUACAAGUCAAAGAUCAUCUCAUGAAGCAGAACUCAUUCUGAUUUACUGAAGGCUGAAGGGACUGAGGUGGUUGCUGAACAGAGGAACGAAGUGGGAGGGUAACAAGAUGUCUGCUGCCGGCGGCGGAGGGGCGGGCGGGGGCACUGGGUGAUCUGAACACAAUAUGAGUCAUUCUGUGGAAUCACUGAACUCCCCCGAGGAAACCCGCGGUUGAAAAGGUCAAGACUGUCAUUCAGAAGCCACCAUCAUGAGCACCUGCUGCACCCUCUCACACACACACACACACACGUUUGUUAGAGGGAUAAAUGAAGAGGGUGUGUUUGUAUUCAGUGUGAGAACACAUCUGUGACGAGAGGUACAGUAGCUGUCACUGCUUUGUUACUAUGGUUACCGUGACUUUGUGGUACUCUUUACAUUCGUGCGGGUAGCAGGCUGUGGUAGAUGCUGUUGUGAAGGCAGAGACUUAGAGGAUGUGUGAGUUUAAUGAUCAGAGUGUUUCCAACACAAAUGAUCUCAAAGCUGCAAAUAAAAGUAUUUCUGUUAACAGACGAGUCGCUGCUCAGCGGGCAGGAGCAGCCUGCUUUCUGAUCUGUUUACGUGUUUAAAAAUGUUAUUGUGACACAAUAAAUACGCAUUCGUUCUGA
Nothobranchius furzeri (turquoise killifish) is the source of this 7479-nucleotide messenger RNA. It is a transcript of the gene pik3r6a, whose product is annotated as phosphoinositide-3-kinase, regulatory subunit 6a. The record is from RefSeq and is a predicted model, not a curated record. Lineage: Eukaryota; Metazoa; Chordata; Actinopteri; Cyprinodontiformes; Nothobranchiidae.